This is a messenger RNA of Drosophila pseudoobscura, 8008 nucleotides long. RefSeq lists its product as uncharacterized. Gene Ontology annotation, molecular function: guanyl-nucleotide exchange factor activity. The record is from RefSeq and is a predicted model, not a curated record. Lineage: Eukaryota; Metazoa; Arthropoda; Insecta; Diptera; Drosophilidae. The transcript is spliced from 13 exons. Gene Ontology annotation, biological process: endothelial cell migration; Rho protein signal transduction. The coding region runs from base 731 to 5920 and encodes 1729 amino acids. Gene Ontology annotation, cellular component: axon; endocytic vesicle; plasma membrane.
GCCGUAGCCGUGUCUCCCCCGUGUCCGUUUGUAUUUAAGUUUAUGUGUGUACCCGUGUCAUAGGCUGUGCCGUGAACCGGGAAAACCAGCAAACGUAAAACAAAAACCAAAAUAAAAAAAAAAAAAACCGAGAACCAACCAAAUUGCAAAAAAUAAAUGUGCGGCGGGUGGCGGCUGGAGCAGGAGCAGACGCAGACGCAGCCGCACCAACAGUCCCGACCAGACAAAAGAAAGAGGACUCGGAAAAAGAAAAGAAAAGCCAGGAGGUCGAAACCGCAAUCGCAAUCGCAUUCGGAAUCGCAAUCGCAAUCGGAAUCGGAAUCGAAGAGGAGCUCCCAUUAGGGAAUCAACGCGAGCAAACCAUCGAACAACCAAAUAAUAGAAUAAGCAAUAGCAUCCUUCUACUUGUGAAGGACACACACAAUACAAUAUAUAUUUAGGACGCUUUAAAGGAUACCUAGAAUAAGGUUUACGAAAUACGAAUACACGUAAUGUGUGUUUCGUUGGGGAAAAUCAACGCUUCAUAAAUUACGAUUUACGAUUUAGUGAAUAGACAAAUUUAAGAACCAACAACCAUCGGGUGUUUUAUAUCCCGCCACACGCCACAGGGAUACAGGGAUACUGGGCUACUGGGAUACAGGAAUACAGGAAUACGAGGGUACACGGGGAAGGAGACGACUGCAGAAGGAGGCUCGAGACCCUCCCAACAUCACGGCAAAGUGCGGCCGUAAUGGGUGGUGGCUUUGCGGGGCCACCAAUUACAUUAGCAACCAGCAACCAGAGCCCGGCCUUAGCCAGAGCCAGAGCCAGAAACACCAAGGCCCCACAGCCUCAACCACACCCCAGCCCCAACCCAUAUCCGCGGACACAAACAGAGACGCAAACGGAGACGGAGACGGCGACGGAGACGGAGACCAGGUCCUCAACCAUCGCUCCAAUGCACGAGAAACUCCUGGAGAAGGAGGAGACGCGCAAAGAAAAGACUGAACGGGCAACAAGUCUGCUUGGCGGCAAGGUCAAGGAGAAGCCGCCCAAGGACAAGCCACCCAAGCAAUCGAAAUUCGCCGAGCGGCUGCGACGCUCCUUCCGCCGCGGCGACCAUCGGUCGCUGGAGAUCAAGCGUCAGGAGCCCACGCCGGAAGAGCUACAGGCCAAGAGCCGUGCCACUCCACCGCUGCCGCUGCCGCUGCCGCUGUCGUCGGAGAACAACAACCUGGUCGGUGGCAGGCCCCCCUCGGCCUUCGCCCUCAGCCAGCUCCAUCUGCCCGGUGUGGGCCUCGGCGGACACAUCAAUCCCGCUUUGCUGCUGGACAGCCCCGACGAGUGCACGCCCCCGGAGUACGCCUACCGGCACCUGAGCAGCGUCGCCACCACCAACUCGAGCACCUCCCUGGAGAGCAACUGCGAGCUGGGAGAUCUGAGCGGCUCCCAGACGAGCGUCUUCUACUGGGCCUGUGGCCAACAGACGACCACCGCAUCCAUGGGCGGAGAGGUGAGCACGGCCAACGGUGCGGGUGCGACUGCGAGUGCGGGUGCGGGUGCGGGAGCAGCAACAGGAACAGGAUUGGAUGCACAAGAGCGUAGCAAGCGACGCCUGGAGACACAGAGCAGCAAUCGGAGCGACCAGCAGCCGAUAUCCAUUACAACGACCACAUCCUCGGCACCGGCCAGCGGCAGCCGGAGCUGCAGCCUCACCAGCGAGAGCAGCUCCGUGCGGCUCACACGACUCCAGAACUUCCUGUUCAAGAGCAGCAACGAGAGCUCGAGGAGCUGCCAGGGGCAUUCGAACGAGGGCUUUACCGCCUCCUCGCACAACUCCUCCUCGGGGGAGUGGGAGCAGAUGGGCGCCCACGGGCCGCUGUCCAGCAGCAGCGGUGUGGGCUUCCACGGUGGCUCCUUCCCAGAGGAGAGCACACCCGAUGAGACCGAUGCCACGGACGCGGGCAGCACGCUGCCGGUGGAGAGCGGCGAGGCCGGAGGCGGCUACUACCAGUACACGCUGACCUCCCCGAACAACCCCUUCCUGCCGGAGAUCACAGCCCGCACCUACCACAGCACCUACGAGGAAGAUGGCCUGGAGCCGAUGGAGGAGCUGCAGCUGGAUGGGAACGUGACGUCCGUGAAGUACAAUGCCAGUGCCGCUGGCACGCGGUCCGCCCAGCUGCCGACCCCCGCCUACAGUCGCGCCGGGUCCCAGGAGUCGACGCACAGCGAGAGCGGCGUCAGCUGUCCCCCUGGGCCGAGUCCCAGUCCAGCCUCCAGCUCCUCCUCGACGCCCGGACGGCACAGGCGCAAGCUUUUCAGCCUGAAUUCGCCCACUCGUCUGCUGCACCAUGCGCCCGUCGCCCAGUCCCAGCCCCCGCCGUCGGCCUCGCCACCCGCCGGCACCCAGCAGGAGAGCGGCGGCCGGUUCCAUUCUGGCAGUCUGGUGCGGAGUCUCAAUCCCUUCCUGCCCACCGCCUCCUCGCCCAAGCGGGGCUCGCCCCUGAAGCAGUCGGCCGUCACCUCGCCGGGCGCCGUGACCCCGGACCUGGGCACGAAGCGGGAGGAGUUCCUGCGGGCCACCAUGAAGAUUUGCCUGGUCGUCUCGCCGCCCAGCAGCAAGCUGCAGCUGAAAUCGAAAAGCCUCACGCACUUGGAUGGCCUCGACACGGUGGUGGCCUGCCAGCACGGGCCCGGGGGGACUGCAGCAACAACAUCGGUGGUCCAGGCACCUGGGGCAUCUGGGGCACCUGGGGUGUCCUCCGGGCAUCAGCAUCAGCAUCAGCAUCAUCAUCAGGCGGCAGCAACGACACCGACGGCGCUUGGCCGGCAGCCCCAUGCGACGGAAAAGAACGAUCCGGCGAGAGUUUGUCCGCUUUCAGUACUGGCGCCCCAGUCCGUGCCCCAGUCCGUGCCCCACCCACCCACAAUUUACACCCAAGCACCGCAGAUCGUGCGUCGGGCACCGUCGCUGAUGCUCUCACUCUCGCCCACGCUCGACAUAACGACAACGGCCGCGUCCGCCUGCUUUGCCGGCACCGGUCGUCCCACUGUGCACUCGAGUGCCAGCUCCUUGCACCAUCAUCAGCAGCAACAGCAGCAGCAGCAACAGCAGCAGCAGCACCAGCAUCAGCAGAACCAAAAGCACCCACAGCAGCCUGCCAUGGCUGCCACGGCUGGCACGGCGGCCACGAGUAGUUGCCCCAGUGCCACCAGUGGCACAGCGACAACUCAUUCGAUACCCUCCUCCUCCUCCUUCAAACACUUUCAGUAUCCUGGCGGCGAGGCGCAGGCUGCGGCGACCUCGUUGAGCCCCUACAGCAGCACGCCUACUUCGGGCCCACCGCUGACUUCUCCGUCAGGCCUGUCGGCGACGACGUCGGCGACUGUCAAAAAGAAAUCCUCAUUUCUGCAGCGCAAGAAACCGCUAUUGACACGCAGCGAGGUAUCCAGUUCCGAGUUCUUUUCCGUGUCGUUUUGCAUGGACUCGUCCCAGCAUCCGGACGAGGAAUUCAUACCGGCCACAAAAGGUGUAACCCUACUUAAUGCCCUCAGCCAUGCCCUGCGGCGGAGAAACCUCACCUUUUCGCAGAUCACGAUAACGGACAAUAAUCCCACGCCCAGUUUUUUAGAUGCAGGUCCCUCGCCCGCAACGAGCUCCGUGGAUGAGCAAACCGACGUGGAGAACCUGGCUGGCCACCAUUUGUGCAUCACGGAACGGGGCUCCAAUCGCAAGCCACUGCAGAAGGCGGCCUCCUUUGGAUCCCGACAACCGCCGCCCCGCCUGCUGCCCUCCGCCUCGACGGAAGAGACCAGCGACGCAGCUGUGGCGGCAGGCAAGCAGAUCAAACAGCGAUGGUCCUCCCUGUUCGGCAUCAAGAACCCCCAGCAGAGCCAGCUGUGUGAGCUCCUAAACAGCUACUCGCGGAGUGGAGUGCCGCAGCGGGCGGAGGGUCUCAGCUUCGAGCAUCCGGACCUCGACAACUCGCUGGCAUACCUGCAGAACAUGCACAAGUCCUGGCGGGACUUCGUCGAGAGCGAGGCCAUGCCCGAGAGCGAGGUCAAGAUCCAGACGGCCAUAUGGGAGCUGGUCACCACCGAAGUGUACUACAUACACGCCCUGCAAACGGUGACGGAUCUUUUCCUAGCUUGUCUGGAGGCCGUGCAGACGGAACGCCUGCUGAUUGAUGUGGACCAGGCGCGUCUGUUCUCCAAUGUGCGGGCCGUCUGCGAGGCGAACAUAAAGUUCUGGACCAUGUGGCUCUAUCCGAUGGUGGCACACAGUGUGAUGACCCACGAGCCCCUGCGAUGCGCCUUCUUCCAGGAGGGAUUCAUUGCAUUCGCCUCAAUCUUUGCGCCAUACAAAAUCUACUGUGCCGAGCAGAGCACUUGCCAGUUCUACUGUAAGGAGCUCAACCAGAACAAUCCCCUGUUCACCUCGUAUCUGGCGUGGUGCGAGUCUCAGAAGAUGUGCAACCGCCUGCGGCUGGCCGACAUUGUCGUGCGGCCGAUGCAGCGCUUGACAAAGUACAGCCUCCUGCUGGCCGCCAUCAAGAAGCACAUGGGGGACGUGGAGGAGAUCGAAGCCAUUGACGUGAUGAUGCACAGCGUCGAGAACUUUGUGGGCAGCGUCAACAAUCACCUAACGAUGCGGCAGGAGAACGAGCGGCUCAAGGGCGUGAUGGUGCGGAUCGAAUCGUACGACGUUGUGGACACCAACAACGAGGGUCUGGACAAGCUCAUCAAGCAGCACAGCCAGAUGUUCGAUCUGUGCGCCCCCAUGCGGGGCUGCCCGGCAUAUCAUGUGCGGCACCUGUUCAUGGAGGGCGACCACAAGUUCAAGGACAACCUGGGCAAGUCCGAUGUGCACUGCUUCCUCCUGACGGACCUACUGCUCGUCUGCAAGACAAUGGCCAAGCGGGGCUUGGGCGCCCUGAAGGUCAUCCGACAGCCGUACCUAACCGACCAGCUAAUCGUCAACAUGGCUCCCAAUAACACCAUCAACUGUGUCUACCUUAACGAGUUCCAAGUGGCCACCACAGCGUUCACGCUGCAGUGCACCGAGGCCAAAAACUGGUACGACGCGAUGUGGCGGGCCAAGACCAUCUACCAAAGACUGAAGCGCGGCGCCGGCGGCGGCGGCGGCGGUGGCACAGUGGGUGACAGCUUCCGCUUUGGAGGCAGCGGCACAAGCGGCGGCACUGCCGACUCCCUGGGGGUGCGCAAGUCGCCCAUGAACUCCUCCAUCUGCAGCCAUGUAUCCAGUGCGAACAACAGCCACAGCGGCAGCGUCGAGUGGAACGAUUCGCGCAACAUAUCCGUAGACUUUGAGAAGACAAACUCCGUGUCGAGCGACGAGGGCUCCGGCAUGAUGACGGGCAACCAUGGAAUGGCCGGGAAGGGAAAGCAGCAACUGAUUAGCGGUCUGCACAAGGCAAAGAUAGGGAUGAUUGGGGCCAUUGGCUCCAAGUCGGCGAAUACCCUGACUGUGCAGCCAUUGAACCACCUGGGGCAGAGUCUGCCCAACCUGAACAUGCACCACAGUCACACUAACAAUACCCUGCUCGUGCCGGGCACGACCACUAGCCACUCGGGCAACAUGUUGUUGUCGCCCAGCCAUCGUGGCAUUUCCUAUCCGCCGCCGAGCCCAACGAGAGUGCCGCUGCGCCGUGGCAUGGCCUUCUCGACCUCCACCAAGAAUCCGCCACUGCGGAAGACGCGCAACGUCACCUCCCAGAACAGUAUUAACUGGCACCAGAUACCGGCCACACCGACGCCCACGCCGCCCAGUCCCCGGUCGCAGCACACCACCACCCCGGCCAGCAUUGCCCUGCAGAAGUCGCUGCCUGUGCUGGACCCAUCGUUGCCACCGUUGCUCCACAAGCAGCUCUCCCACCAGGCACCCCUGACGACGUCCAGCACCGAGACGGACGUAUGAUGUGGAGCCAAUGCCCACCUCCGGCGACCGGCGACCGGCAAGCUGUAAUCUUAAGAUAGAUUGCAUCUUACUUGGAGCUGAUCUGACCUAGAUGCAUGCAACCAUAGAAACUAUAUAGAGCGUGUACUUACCUUACCUUACGAUUAACCUGUCACAAAUUAGCAAUAGCACACAGAGAGCACUUUUCUAUUAGGAACUUGUAUUGUGAGAAACGGCACUUUUGGGUCCAAAGCUGAUAUUUAAAUAAUGUACAUUCCAAAACUACUACUACUACUACUACUACCACCACUACUCCUCCCCGCGCCAGACCACCUAGCCUUUCAAGCUUCGACAUUCAAAACACUGAACACUGAAACACUCAGCCAUAUUACGAGUAUUCUUCCCAUAACGAUAUAAAGACAAAUAAAGAUUAAUCAACGGAUUUUUUUUUUUUUUUUUAAGUCAUUUAGUUGGUUACAACUAAGGCUGUUACAACCAACGGAAGAAGUUAUUUCUAGUACUAAACAAUAUUACAAUACGAGUAUGCAUAGUGCAAUGCCAUAUAUACAAAACUAUUUAGAUCGAGAUCCCAAGCUUUAUAAAAGUGUCUCCAUGUAAGUCGAUUGAUGUAAGUCGUUACGUCUCCAUAAGUAAAAAAGAUUACUAUGUUAUGGUUAAAAAAUAUCAAUAAACACUCAUGAUUAUCGUACUUACUGCAUGUAUAAAACAUGCGAUAUACAUAUAUCCACGAUAUAAUAUAUAGGUACAAACAUACAUAUAUACACAGUCUAUAACCUAUGCGUGGAUACUGCGUUGGCAAUAGUGGGAAACUUUAAGAUAUGAUAUGCUUGUCCCCCCAAAGUACUGUACGUUCCCACUUCAUAGACUUAUAUGCUCUAUCUUUCCGAAAUAAUUCAGUUGAAUGUUGUUUUCCAUACCCAUGUAGAAAAUACAAUAUUGGGUAUGUUAAGCAUUCCCAAUAGAUUAGGAAAAUAUAAAAGUAGCUUAACGUUAUAUCGACGUAUGUAUACCAAACUAGAGUAUUAGCCGAUCAUCGGCCACCGUGCAUGACAUAAUGUUACUUGGGACUUUUAAAGGAUCUAAAUUCUUCUCCCUUCACAAAGCUGUACUGAAUUGGAGUUUGAUAUGGGUGAUACGAUUUGUGAUGUGAUGGCCUUCUGUCUGUGCUGAAAGAGUCCACUAUAAGUAGCAGGUACAUGGCUUUGCAAUCUUCUGGUAACAUUCCAUAAUAUCCAUCCUUGAAGCAUUAGAAAACAUAUGUAUACUAUCUUUUCUGCUAUAAGAUUCUAAGUGGGAACAGGAGUGCAUAGAAGUAACAAUAAAGUUUUGGUUGGGUUGCAAAAUCCGUAGAAAAUCAAAAAGUUGAUAGCUUAUAUCUUUAUACUGAUGUAUAUCGGAGUGGCGGCACAUAUUUCCAAGUCCCAAAGGUAUUGACUAAUAACGUUCAUAAGUAACUAAGUGUAGACUAGUACUGUUCUUCCUACAUAAAUUAUAUUAGGUGGACAUUCUGGAGCAGCAAUCGCAGGUGUUUGCUCCAGGAUUUUGUAUAUAUUACCUUCGGGAAAGCGUGACACAAGUUCUAAAUUACAUAUAGAGAAACAAACGAAGACAUAUGUAUGUAUACACACACAACCACACCCACAUACACACAAGUGGUAUAUGUAUAUGUAUACAGAAACUAUUCAUAUAUUUAUAUUUGUAAACGUGUACAAAAGAGAUGAAUACAUCACGGUAUUCGGGGAACAUAUAAAAUAUAUUAUAAUAUACAUAUGUAUGUAUAUACAUAUAUGAAACCGCAAUAAACAAUGUUAACUGUAUUUGUAUGUAUUUAUUGAUAUAUGUAUGUAUGUUUUAUGUAUAGGGCUGCUUAGAGCUGAGAUCGUAUUUUAGAGUUUAGUUGUAGCCCCUUCCCCCCCUACAUUGGCGUACAAAUAUCUAAUCUCUAGUUUAGAGUAAAAGAGUACCUAAAUGGACACUUGGAUGAUAGAUACCCUAUAUAACACACCUACCCGCAAAUGGUAAUUAGAAGUUGAACUUAAAAUGUUAUUGAAAACUAUAUCAAAAACGCAAUUUAUUUACAAUGGAAUA